AUGGCAGCUGUCAUCAAAUGCAACGUUCGUCGUUAUAUUGAUGAAAAACAUAAUGUUACGAACAGUAAAGAAUUUGUCGCAGCUGCGCGAAGUACAAAAUAUUUGUCAAUCUAUGCAAGUAAACUCAUCUAUGAACAGGAAAAGAACACGAAGAAAAAGAAGAUUGAAUGGUACGGGAUCAAAUCUUUCAAUAAUAUCGAAUAUAGCAUUACUGAUUUAUCUUCACUAACAAAUGAUCAUUAUUCAAAUGAAAAGCUAUUGGAACAUAUGAGUGUUAAAUGUUGGCGUGCCUGGAACAUUGGAAUUGGAAAGAGAUUUAUGUGGAAUAACCUUCAGGAAAUUUUUACUAUUCCUCGAUUGGAAGUAAUCGAUGAUUCCUUGAUUAUUACGGACCAAUGGCAAUUAGAAUCUAAAGAAAACGAAUUUGUUCAGCACGAAGAUGUCUGUAAAACAUCUGAAGGAGAUGAAAUAGAUGAAAAUUCUCAAGUAGCAAGUAAUUCAAAAUCACAAAUGUUUGACUGUCCUGAGGUUGGAUGUAUGAAACAGUUUCUUACGCAUGGACAUCUGUUAAAUCAUUUGUCUACUGGUAAACAUGUUUUCCAUGAAGAGAAAAUGGGCUUGUUGGAUACAGCAAAGACCCUAUACAAACAAAAAUUGGAGCAAGUCCCUGUUAGACAAUAUCCAUCAUUGAAAGGUUUUGUUGUGAUUCGACCGGCAAAUACUGCAACAAAAACUACCCUACAUUCCGGCUGGGCACUGCUAAAACAAAAAACGAGUCGACGUCUGACGGAACAGCAAAAGAAAUUCCUUGAAGCAAAAUAUGAGCAAGGUGAAGAAAACAACAUGAAGUUUACUUCUGAUGAUGUUGCAUACGAAAUGGAAAUUCUUAUGAUCGGCAACGAAUAUGCUUUUGAACCACAUGAGUGGCUCAAAGCAUCCCAAAUUCAAAGUUACUGGUCCCGAUUAACCAAAAAACGGCGCCAGUCAAAUCAAAACAAAAAGGUAACUACGGGUGUCGAAACGAACAAUGACGACAACAACGAUGAUGAAGAGAUGCGGGAUAAUGAUAUUUUUGAAAGAAUGCAACACGAAGUUAAACAGAAGAUAUUGAAAAAUGUUAUACAAGAUUUACAAGCAGAUGCAGAAAAUAUUCCAGCAGCUGAUGGAGUUACAACACCAACUAUGAAGACCAAACAAGCUCAAAGAUCUAUGGAUAAUAUUGCGGAUCAUCAACGGAAGAAAAAGUCAUUAAUAAAUAACUAA
Adineta ricciae is the source of this 1263-nucleotide messenger RNA. The record is from the annotation of a GenBank genome assembly. NCBI's taxonomy places the organism in Eukaryota, Metazoa, Rotifera, Eurotatoria, Adinetida, Adinetidae.